AGCAGUGACGCGGGUUUCCCGCGCUGACUUCUAUGAUUCCAUGUGCGUAAGUUAACAAAGUAGUGCUGUAGUGCGGUUUGUUGUAACCAUUGUUCGUAUUUCGGACUUUUGCUGCAGGCUCACGAUGUCGUCCACACAUAGCUGGAUUAACAACCCUCUCGCAGUAGUUGAAGAGAUGUUUGCUAACUCACAGAACAUUCCAGAUUCUGGAUGGGAAGCCAAAGCAGUGGAUUUCUUUAAGGACCACCUUGAAAAGAACAAUGCUCACAGCUUGGUCCCGUCCUUGAAUGAUGUGCCUCUGCACUACCUGAAGCCCAACAGCCUGGUGAAGUUUCGUUGCUUCAUUCAGGACAUGUUUGAUCCAGAGUUCUACAUGGGAGCGUAUGAGACUGUUGAUCAGUCCACAAAGACUAAAGUGUUGCGAUGUGGGAAGUACAAGGAUGUAACAGAAUGUGGGGUGGAUUUUAACUCCAGAAACACUGUGACUGCAGAGAGACAGACUUUCUACUGUGUGCCAGUUCCUGGAGAAAAUUCCUGGGUGAAAGAAAGCUAUGCCAGCUUUAGCCAAGUGAGAGUGGCUCCUUCAACCUCUUAUGCACCGGUCCGACAGAAACGCAGCUACGAAGAGGACGAAGACACGAGCACGCCGACACAGAGGGGAACACUUACUGGUUCUCAGAGUCCUACAGAACAGCACAGAAAUGGAGACUGUAAGCGUCAGGAGACUGAAGCGCCAUCCAGCACAGUGGCAUCUGCCUCUCAUCUUGACCUCAACUUUCCCCUGCCAGGAGAGAAAGGCCCAUCCUGCCUUGUCAAGGUGUAUGAGGACUGGGAUAGCUACAAAGUCAACGACACACUGGAAGUCUAUGGGAUCCUCUCUGUCAGCCCAGCCCUCAGUGAUGUCGCCAACAAGGAAGACGGCACUUCAUCCUUCCUUGACUCAGCAGAAUGCAUGGAGACGGCGGAAGAGCAGAGAGUUCACAGCCCACCUGCAUCGCUCGUCCCUCGCCUCCACAUGCUCUAUGCCAAACGAGUGCUGCACAACAACCCCCUGCUGCCCUCGGCCACCCUGGAGGACAACAGUUCUAUUUUGUCUCCAACGGUCAGCGAGAUGGCGUCUGUGAAGGCAGAGCUGCACACGUACUUGACUCAUGUUCUUCUGGGAGAUGCGCUAGCUGCUGAGUACCUCAUCCUGCAUCUCAUUUCUAACGUGUACACCAGACGAGACGUACUCCCACUGGGCAAAUUCACAUUAAACCUGAGCGGCUGUCCGAUAGUGUCCUCGUACACCGAGCACCUGUACCAGAUCAUCCAGCAGCUCGUUCCUUCUUCGUACUAUCUCGGUAUGAGCCUCCAGAACAUGAACCAGAUGCGAUUGGUGCCCAAGAAGGAUUAUGUGGGAAACCGGCUGCUGAGCGGAGCCCUGCAGCUGGCUAGAAACACGGUCCUCUUCCUCGAUGAAACCCAGCUGGAGCAGGGACAGCUGGACACAGCGGGUGUGCGUAACAUCACAGCCCUGGGUAACCUGAUCUCAUGGCAGAAGGUUGAAUAUGACUUCAACUUCCACCAGAUGGAAUUCCCCUGCAAUAUUAACGUGCUCGUCACAUCUGAGGGACGCUCACUGCUGCCGUCAGACUGCCACAUCCACCUGCAGCCUCAGGUGAACCAGUCUCACCUGGAGGAGUAUAUAAGCAGCAUCCACAUGCCUUUGCAUGUUUCAUCACAGUUAAAUAAGUUCAGAAUCUACCUGAGUGUGGCUCGGCUGCUGGACUACAGUAUCUCUGAUGAGGUGACAAAGUCAGUGGAGGAAGACUUCGUCGACAUGAGGAAGGAUGACCCCCAGAGCAUUUCUGCUGAAGACCUCCACAGGAUGCUCGUCGUUGCAAGGUUGCUGUCUCUUAGCCUCGGACAGACCUCUCUGACCACAGACAGCUGGCUGCGAGUCAAACACAUCGAGAUGCUGAGAAGAAGCAGGAUUGAGCAGUACAAGUCUGUCAAUGGCAAUGAGCAGUGAUCACACAAAGAUGACUGUGUACUGUUUUUGUUUGACAGAACAAAGCUUAUAUUAAAGAAAUGUAAAGUUG
Molecule: messenger RNA, 2084 nt
Organism: Cheilinus undulatus (humphead wrasse)
Lineage: Eukaryota; Metazoa; Chordata; Actinopteri; Labriformes; Labridae
Gene: mcmbp
Product: minichromosome maintenance complex binding protein
Exons: 16
Coding region: 125-2014 (629 amino acids)
Biological process (GO): DNA-templated DNA replication
Molecular function (GO): chromatin binding
Source: RefSeq, a predicted model, not a curated record